Annulohypoxylon truncatum is the source of this 1659-nucleotide messenger RNA. RefSeq names its product mitochondrial ribosomal protein. The coding region runs from base 119 to 1564 and encodes 481 amino acids. Lineage: Eukaryota; Fungi; Ascomycota; Sordariomycetes; Xylariales; Hypoxylaceae. Gene Ontology annotation, cellular component: mitochondrial small ribosomal subunit. The transcript has 2 exons. The record is from RefSeq and is a predicted model, not a curated record. Gene Ontology annotation, biological process: mitochondrial translation. Gene Ontology annotation, molecular function: structural constituent of ribosome.
GGGGCAAUUACCAAAAUUUAGCUGGGUUUAACAGUAAUUCGCGAUUUUGAUACUGCAGCUAUUUUGUCGAUAUUGGCGUUCACACAGGAGUAGAGCUCGACUCCGACUCCCACCAGCUAUGGCGAGCGCUAAUUGCUGGAGGUGCCUAGCACGGCCCUCACAGAGGGUGAUUGUGCCUAAAUUUUCAUUAGCGACAUCAUCGCCGACAGCACCGGCAGCAGCUUUCACAACCUCGGCCACACAACAUGCAAUACCGACUACCAAGACACCCAAAGCCAAAGCCAAAGUCGCUUCGGGUGACAUAAAUAUGUCGAAGCAUAUCCGUUCCGGAAAGAUGUUGACGCUGAAUAGGAAGAAAAGGCGACAGCCCGAUAAGGUGAAACCGCCGGCUACGGGCGAACGAAAGGCUUUUCGAAAGCGCAUUCAGCUCACCAAUGAUAAUGCGCUGGAGGUGAAGGGUCUAGGGGAGCUAACGGCCGAGAAUAUCGUGGACCGUGGCUCUGUAGGCAAAGUGGUUGGCCUCCCGGUGGAAUUGAUAGACCAAUUGAGGGCUACCGAGGCCUUCAAACCGACACAAAAUUGGGGGUUAUUCCGGUCACCACACAUGUUACUUAGAAAAGAGACGGUCGACUUAGCGAGGCAGCUCACGACGACUAUCGAAAAUAAGGAGACAUUAAGAUUAGUGAUUACGGGGGACAGAGCGUCAGGAAAGAGCAUGCUUGGCCUCCAGGCGCUAGCCACCGGGUUCAUGAACAAAUGGAUUGUCAUCAAUAUCCCAGAGGCCCAAGAACUGGUCACAGGAGCAACAGAGUACUCGCAGAUACCCAACUCGGAGAUGUUCUCGCAGCCCGUAUACACCAUCAAGCUCUUCCAGACCAUCUCCAAGGCCAACCACGCCGUGCUCUCGCAACUCAAGGUCGAGCUCGACCACAUGCAGCUCCCGAUCUCGGUCAACCGGGGCAUGACGCUCCUCGCCCUCGCCAACGCCACUAAGGAGCCCGAGUUCGCCUGGCCCGUGUUCCAGGCCUUCUGGAAGGAGCUGCUGCUCCCCGGCCGCCCGCCGAUCCUGUUCGCGCUCGACGGCCUCAGCCACAUCAUGCGCGUCAGCGACUACCGGACCCCCGCCUUCGAGCUGAUCCACAGCCACGACCUCGCGCUGGUCCGCCUGUUCGCCGAGGCGCUCGGCGGCAAGACGAGGUUCGCCAACGGCGCCGCCGUCCUCGGCGUCUGCUCCAAGGGCAACAGCCUCGUCAUCCCGUCGAUGGAGAAGGCGCUCGAGCAGGCGGCCGCGGCCCAGGCCGCGCUGCCGGCCCCGCCGCGCGACCCCUUCUACGCCAAGUACGACGAGCGCGUGUUCGAGGCGCUGAGGGGGGUUAGUUUGCUCGGCGUCCGCGGCGUGUCGAAGCUAGAGGCCCGCUCGCUCAUGGAGUACUGGGCCGCCAGCGGCAUCCUGCGCAUGCGCGUCGAUGAGCGCAAUGUUAGCGAGAAGUGGACACUUGCUGGUAGCGGCAUACUCGGCGAGAUGGAGCGCGUUGCGCUUUACGAUGUCAGGAUGGCGAUGUAGAAAUUACGGGACUUCCCCGGUCCGGGGGCAAGGCGGCUAUAUAGGUACUGUACCUAGCUUAUAGCUUGUAAAUCUGUAUAAAGAGUUUAAGCAUA